Chroicocephalus ridibundus (black-headed gull) is the source of this 1818-nucleotide messenger RNA. RefSeq names its product chromosome 12 C20orf204 homolog (gene C12H20orf204). Bases 1 to 513 code for a protein of 170 amino acids. NCBI's taxonomy places the organism in Eukaryota, Metazoa, Chordata, Aves, Charadriiformes, Laridae. The record is from RefSeq and is a predicted model, not a curated record. The transcript is spliced from 5 exons.
AUGCGUAUUCUCCCCCGGGCGCUCUCCUGCGCUGUUCUGCUCCUCCUGCUCGUCGCCACACUGAGCAGAGGCAAGAGGUGCAGCAUCGCCAAAAUCCUCCGGCAGUACCGUGCCGUCAUCUUCCAUGAGAUCCAGAACCUGAAAAACCUGACUGGGUCGGCGGACAGGAGUGGAAGGGUCGGGACGGCUUGUCGCUCGGACAAGGACCAGAAGAUCCUGCUCUCCAUCUACAACAUCAGCAUGUCCCUGCGGGAGGUGGCGGCCGGCACCCUGCGCGGCCCCGAGGAGCUGGCGGUCUGGAAGGUGGCCAGGAACACCGACUUCGUGCUCAGGGAGAACUGCAGGAAAAUCAGCAAGAGCCCGCCGCACAUCCCGGCGCAGCCCCGGCGAGGGGGACCCGGCCGCAGGAGGAAGCUGCUGCGGGAGAUCGGGAGGAAGGCGGAGAGGCUGGCGACCUGCUGGGAGAAGCUCUACGCCCUCCACUCACCUCGCCGUGUCCCCCGGGACUCGUAGGGAUGCCCUCACUGCGCGCCGGAGGGAUGUGCUGCUCCGGUACCGUGGCUGCCGGCAUCUUGUUUGGAAACCCGGGGCAAAUUCAACCCUGAAAGCAGCAGAGGUGCUACCGGCGGGUGCCCGAGUUGAAUUCGUCCCGCUGUUUCAAGCGGUACCUGGGGACAGGCCCCAUCGCAGGUGGUGGGGGCUGGCGGGUUGGUUUGUCGUGGGAUGGCUGCGCAGGAAGCUGGAACACCAGAGAAGAAGGGGAAGAGCUGAAAAAAGGAGGCAAGGUGUUGGAUUUCUGUGAUGCUCCUGGCCCUGCAUCACCUGCUGCUUUCUUGAGGACAACGGUUGCUUUUCGGGGCACAAAGAGGAUGCGUGGGGCCACGGCUCGGAGGACUCUGCUGGAAGCGGGACCGUUGUGCAUCCGCAAGGCUCUGAGCGUGGACGGGCACACGUGUCCCUAGUGCACUGCUGGGACCCGUGGUGGACAGGGAAGCCGGGGUGCAUCACUGGGUGCUGGGGGAAGCCUGGGGAGCACCAGUGCCUGCUGAUAAACAGCAAAACCCCAGGUAGCUGCGGGGGCUCGAGGCCAAGGCUUGAGCCAGAGGGACCCGUGUGCCCGGCCCUGCAGCUGCCCCAGCACCCUGCUGUGAGUCAAGCCCUGAGGGACAUGAGGUUUGGUGAGCUGAGGAGCAUCCUCCCUCCUCCCUGCACUCUGCCAGCGCCCUGGCCGGGCUCCCCGCUCCCUUUUUGGGUGGCAAACAGCCUCUGGGAAGCCAGAAAUAAAAUCUCUCCUUCCCUGGAAGCCCUUUGGGUGCUUUAUCUGGUGACCCAGGGGCUCUUGUGCUGUGGAUGCGGCUGGCACAUUGCAGGGUCCGGGCACGGCGCAGGGGCCAUGCAAACCCGGGAAGGAGCGGGCACCAUGGCAUCCUCUCUCUGCCCCCCCUGCCUUCAUCCCUGGCCCCCGGGUUCCCCAUGCUGCACGCAUGGGCGGUGGAGGAUGGGGGCUCUGCUGCCGGAGCUGCUUUUCUGGGAAGCCAUUCCCGCUCCCCGAGCCGCGGCAGGGCUGGAGCAGCGGCCGGGGGAGGGAGGGCUGGCGUUGCGCCCCUGCCUCAGUUUCCCCAGCCCCUCUCCAGCCGGACGGACGGGGCCAGCCCGGCUUGUGUGGCUGCGGGGACGUCCGCGGAGGACGCGAGGUGGCAGCAGUGGGCUGUGCGACCUCAGCGGAGCCGGGCGGCUGCCCACGGCCGGGUGUCCCCGCGGGCUGGGCCACACGGCUCCCGCCUGGACCACGGCCACCCCGGCAUCCCUGACCCCCCC